GCGACUCUAGUUGCCAUUUGUCUAUGGCAGGCCGGGUAGCUGUGGUAGCUGCCGGAGUUGCCGCUGUCUCUACGGCCCUGGGUGAAGCUCUACCUCUGCACAACGCCUGCGGUGCGGGUCAUGGCGCGGCUACCGAAGCUGGCCGUCUUUGAUUUGGAUUACACUCUAUGGCCUUUCUGGGUCGACACGCACGUAGACCCCCCCUUUCACAAGAGCAGUGAUGGAACUGUACGAGAUAGGCGGGGCCAAGACGUCCGACUGUACCCAGAGGUGCCUGAGGUCCUAAAACGAUUGCAGAGCCUUGGGGUGCCCGGUGCAGCUGCUUCACGGACAGGUGAGAUAGAAGGGGCCAACCAGCUACUGGAGCUCUUUGACCUCAUCAGGUACUUUGUUCAUCGGGAAAUCUAUCCAGGCAGCAAAGUCACACACUUUGAGAGGUUACAGCAGAAGACUGGAAUUCCUUUCUCCCAGAUGAUCUUCUUUGAUGAUGAGAGGCGGAAUAUUGUAGAUGUCAGCAAACUGGGUGUUACCUGCAUUCACAUCCAGAAUGGAAUGAAUCUUCAAACUCUAAGUCAAGGGUUAGAGACAUUUGCAAAGGCCCAAAAUGGGCCUUGAGGUCCAGCCUUGAGGAUGAGGCUCCUUUGAGGCCUAAACUGAAAGUAAAUCAAGAAGGCAUUUUCAGGUGCAUUUGUAAUUUAUUAAAGUUCAUCUGUGUGUGACAGAAGAGAUUUUGCCAACAGUGUGGGUAGUUUCUAUUUUUCUAGCCUGUGAACUGGGGCUGGUUGUCCUGAGGUGCAGAGAGCAGAAUAUGAGACAUUAGAUUGCAUCAGGUUUGCCAUCUAAACUUAGGGCAACCCCAAGUGCUUGAACCCAUCCCAUUACCAUUUUCCUUAGUUCUGUAAAGAGCAUGAAGAGUUUUCCCACUGACCCCACACAUUGAUGUGCCAUCACACUGCACAUUUCCCUCAGGAGAAUAAGCAUAUACUCGGGUGGAGACAGAACUGCCUUUUUAUGUAAUAGAAAAUGAUGCGGCCGCUUUAAGAGGAUCACGUCGGUCUGGGCUGAUGGCUUGGGUCACGUGAUAGCGGUGGUCUGGUUUGCGCCUCUUGAUGAUGUAGCCGCGGCGCCCUAAGGCGGGAUUGGGCAAGGCUGGUCCCUGUGUGAUGAAACAUCAUCCUCCCAGGAGCAAGGCGGAAGUCUGGAGGACGCCGAGUGGCGGAGGCGGGAAAGGCGAUGAGUGGUCUCGGCAGGCUCCUCGGGAAGGGGAAGAAGGAGAAGGGGCCAACCCCUGAAGAAGCAAUACAGAAACUGAAGGAGACAGAGAAGAUACUGAUCAAGAAACAGGAAUUUCUGGAGCAGAAGAUUCAGCAGGAGCUACAAACAGCCAAGAAGUAUGGGACCAAGAAUAAGAGAGCCGCCCUACAGGCUUUGCGGAGAAAGAAAAGAUUGGAACAGCAGCUGGCACAAACUGACGGGACGUUAUCCACCCUGGAGUUUCAGCGUGAGGCCAUUGAGAAUGCCACCACCAAUGCAGAAGUUCUUCGUACCAUGGAGCUUGCUGCCCGAGGCAUGAAGAAGGCCUACCAGGACAUGUGGGGACAUUGACAAAGUAGAUGAACUGAUGGCUGACAUCACAGAACAACAGGAGGUGGCCCAGCAGAUCUCAGAUGCCAUUUCUCGGCCUGUGGGCUUUGGAGAUGAUGUGGAUGAGGAUGAACUGCUGGAGGAACUAGAGGAGCUAGAGCAAGAGGAAUUGGCUCAGGAGUUGCUAAAUGUGGGCGACAAGAAGGAAGAACCCCCAGUCAAAUUGCCUAGUAUACCUUCUACACAUCUGCCAGCAGGGCCAGCUCCCAAAGCGGAUGAAGAUGAAGAAGCACUAAAGCAGUUGGCUGAGUGGGUAUCUUGAUAAGUUUGGGCUCGUCUUCCUAACGCUACCUUUAUUGGUCCUUUUUCCUUAAGUGCCAAGUACUGAGCUAAAGGAGGAUAACUUUUUGGGGAAGUCCCGUUAAAGGUGGUAGUGUGACCCUGCCUGAAAAAGGGUCUUUUGCCCUCCCAGCCCUGGCUCAAAUCUGAAGAAGGAUCUUGCUCCAGGAGGAGCCGCUGGGCUGCCUUCUUUUUGAUAGCAGUUAUAAUGUCCUUGUUCCCAAUAAAAUUGGACAGACAGAA
Messenger RNA from Cebus imitator (Panamanian white-faced capuchin), 2166 nucleotides. RefSeq names its product magnesium dependent phosphatase 1 (gene MDP1). The coding region runs from base 121 to 615 and encodes 164 amino acids. The record is from RefSeq and is a predicted model, not a curated record. Lineage: Eukaryota; Metazoa; Chordata; Mammalia; Primates; Cebidae. The transcript is spliced from 11 exons. Gene Ontology annotation, molecular function: acid phosphatase activity.